AUGAACCACAAGGAAGAAUUCCGACUCUCAUAUGUUCCGCUGGACGAUGAGCGUCACAAUUAUCGACAGUCUCGACAGAGGCCGCUGUCCUCUGCGGAGCAGGUCCUCCUUCAGUCUAAUACAAAGGGAUUCUGGGGUUCAAGCUGGACCUUUGAAAUUGUAGGAUCUAUCAUUUCCAUCGCAUUUUUGGUUGGGAUCAUUGUGGUUCUCUUCAAAUAUGAUGGACAACCGAUGCCUGACUGGCCUUAUGGCAUAACACUUAACGCCCUGGUCUCGGUGCUCAGCACGGUCAUGAAAGCUUCGAUGGCAUUUGUCUUGACAGAAUGCUUGGCUCAAUUAAAAUGGUCUUGGUUCCACAGUGGAAACAAGCUGAGUGACCUUGCGCUUCUGGAUGCAGCCAGUCGUGGCGUCGCGGGUGCCUUUUUUGUUUUAUUUCGCUUCUUACCGCGCCAUCUUGUCACUUUCGGAUGUCUGGUUCUAGUCAUGGCCGCUGCCACGGACCCAUUCGUUCAACAGGUAAUGGCCGUGAAAGAACGAUCUGUCCACGCACCCGGACAAGCAUCUAUCCAAGUUUGCAAUUCCAGCCUCUACACGGAUUACGGCAAGGGUUCUUCUCCUGGCCUGAACAAGGUCCCCCUGGGAACUUCAGGCGCUAUCUAUUCGGGUAUCUUUCAAACUCAAACUCCAAACAGCAAAUCCAUCAUGAUGGAAUGCCCAACAGGAAACUGUACAUUCCCUGCAUAUCAAUCGCUUGGCUUCUGCAGUAAAUGCGCCAACAUCACAAACUCUCUCAAGACAUCCUCCCCAUCUUCCAACUCGAUGAUGGGUCAAACCACAUACAAACUGCCAAACGGAUUUGAGUUUACUAGUUCGCUAAACAUGCCCUACCUGAUCAACUCCACAGCACUGCGACCCCUUGUGAAACUAGACACGGAGGGCAUGGCAACAAUCGUGAAUUUCACCGCCAUCGCCGGACAAGGAUACGGCGGUUCAAUCAGCGCAACCGAAUGCGCUCUUUACUUCUGUGUCAUCACUUACGAAGCUUCCGUCCGUGAGGGCAAAUUCGUCGAAACCACAACCACUGUAUCAACCACCUCCAACGCCUCGUCAAAUCCGAUGGAUACCCUAAAAGACGUGACUCUAACCCCCGACACCUGCUAUUCCAAUGGCACUCGCCACAAAAUGCCAUACAAGAAGGGGUCUAAUUGUACAUUUGCCGUAAACGCGUUCAGCAAGCUCGCGAUGGCCAAUUCCCUACAACCCCUGCUCAAGGGCAAAGCGUCACUAUUCGUGAGCAACCGACCUGACUAUUCAUCUGAUACCAUCGAAGCACUCUACGGCAUACAGGGGAACUACACGGACAUCAAUUCAGUCUUCCAAUCACUCGCCUCGUCUUUAACCGUCAAUGCACGAUCGAAGGUUUGCGCUGCGCCUGUGAAUGGAACGGCCUGGACCGAUCAGUCGUACGUGCGUGUUCGGUGGGAGUGGCUGAUCCUGCCUGGUGGCUUGGUUGCACUCAGUUUGGUAUUUAUGAUAAUUACGAUUAUCCACACGCGGAACCAGUAUAUUUGGAAAUCGAGCCCUUUGGCGCUUCUCUUUUCUGAUUUGCAGGUUGAUGCGGCUAGUACCCUGAAGCCGGAUCCGACUCUCAAAGGGAUGGAAAGUACGUCGAGGAAUAUGCAGGUUUGGUUAGAAACGACUGCCGAUGGGGUUCGAUUGAAAGCUGUUCAGCACUAG
Molecule: messenger RNA, 1737 nt
Organism: Penicillium waksmanii
Lineage: Eukaryota; Fungi; Ascomycota; Eurotiomycetes; Eurotiales; Aspergillaceae
Product: DUF3176 domain-containing protein
Exons: 2
Coding region: 1-1737 (578 amino acids)
Source: RefSeq, a predicted model, not a curated record